AUCAAACCGUAGAAUAAAUGUGUAGUCCAAAGAUGGCGCUACCCGGUACUUUACUCGUGCGUCUGAGAGCUGUCUGCAACCUUGGGAAAUAUGUCGAAAGGAGAAGUAAAGCUGGUUUAAAUGUGACAGAUGUGCGGUGGUACAAGACAAACCCCCGUUCCCUUCAGGACAGCACGCCUCCCGUCAAACAGGGUAACGCAGAUCUUCUUAAGGAGUUCCGCGACCCGAAAGGCCUUCUUAAUAACAUCAUCUCCCGGUCACUGGGAGUCAACGACCUGUCUCAGUUGAUCCAGUACAACUGCACAGAGCAUGGAGAUGUCAAGAGAGCCACUGUCACGGUCAUGUGGCCCAGCAGAAUGGAGAUGGAGGGCAUCGCCCCAAAGAAGAUCGAUGCCGAGCGAUUCGCUGCAGCCGCUGCAUGUCACAGGUUGAGAGAAUUGGGUGUGCUCGGUCCUGAGAACGAAUUGCCCAGCAGGAGGGCAGCUCGAAGCAGGGGGGCCUUGGUGUCCCAGCUGUAUGAAUCGGAGGACGGCGACAUGAGAGACCCUGCUGCUGCUGCUGCUGCUGCUGCUGCUGCUGCUGCUGCUGCUGCUUCUGCUGCUGCUGGUGGUGAAUCUGCUUCAGCUCCUCCCGGAGGCUUCUCCCCGUCCUACUCCGAAGUGCUCUCCCUGUUUCCCCGGCCCAAAGAGCUGCUGAGCAGAGUCAUCCAGGUGGCCACGUCGUCAAACACGCCCAAGGAGUAUCUUCAGUACAGGAGCACGGGAGGGAAGGUGAAGAGGUGUGAGCUCACCAUUCUGUGGCCGGAGGAGUUCAAGGUCACGGCGACGGCCAGCAACAAGGUCACAGCAGAGAGGAGAGCUGCCGCGAUGGGCUGCAUGAGGAUGAAGGAGCUGGAGCUGCUGGACAAGGACAACAACGCGCUGACCCACGCCUCGUACCACCGUCAGGAGGUGAGGGCGGCGGGGGAGCGGGAGAGGAGGCCCGUGUCGCUGCACAUCCCUCAGCACCUGGAGGACAGCAUGAGGGACUACCUCGCCCAGUACCCGGUGGCGAACGAGAUGCAGAGGCUGUAUGAGGAAGAGGAGCAAGCCCAGAAGACCCUCAGCCAAGAAGAGGCACUGGCAGGAAAGGACGAGGGGGAGGCGGCGGAGGACCUGCUGACGGACGCCAUCACCGGCCGCCAGCGCCGCCCCCUCACGGCCCAGCAGGAGGAGCAGCUCAGCGGCGAGCUGUGGGAGCGCUGGGAGCGGGCGGACCCGGGCCUGGGCGUGGCGCUGCCGGUGGACGGGCACCGGGAGCGCGUGGUGUCGGCGGUGGAGGCGUCCCGGGUGGUGGUGAUCGCCGGCGAGACGGGCUGCGGCAAGACCACGCGCAUCCCCCGCUUCCUGCUGGAGGGGCGCGUGCGCGGCGGCGACGGCGGCGGCUGCAACGUCCUGGUCACCCAGCCGCGGCGCAUCAGCGCCGUGUCGGUGGCCCAGCGCGUGGCCCAGGAGAUGGGCCCCGCGCUCAAGGGCUCCGUCGGCUACCAGGUGCGUCUGGAGAGCCGGCCCCCGGAGCAGAGCGGCGGCGCCCUCCUCUUCCUCACGGUGGGCGUCCUGCUGAGGAAGCUCCAGGGGAACCCAAGCCUGCGGGGGGUGAGCCACGUGGUGGUGGACGAGGUGCACGAGCGCGACGUCAACACGGACCUGCUGCUGGCGCUGCUGCGCUCGGCCCUGCGGGAGAACCCCGGCCUGCGCGUGGUGCUCAUGAGCGCCACCGGGGACAACGGCCGGCUCUCCCGCUACUUCGGGGACUGCCCCGUGGUCAAGGUGCCGGGCUUCAUGCACCCGGUGCAGGACCGCUACCUGGAGGAGGUGCUGCAGGAGAUGAGCAGGAGCCCUCGCCCGCCGCCGCCGCCGACGCGGACCAAGAGGGGCCCGCCCCCCCCCCCGGGGAAGGAGGGAAAAGAGGAGGCUGCGCCAGACCUGGAUCUGGUGGCUGAUGUGAUCGAACACAUCGACAGACACGGAGAGCCAGGUGCGGUGCUGUGCUUCCUGCCUGGCUGGCAGGACAUCAAGGCGGUCCAGGAGAGGCUGGAGUCUAGGCCCCGGUUUGCCUCGGGCUCCCAGAUGCUCGUGGCUUUGCACUCCAGUUUAUCAGUGGCCGACCAGCAAGUCGUGUUCCAGCGCCCCCCGCUGGGCCGAAGGAAGAUCGUCCUGGCCACCAACAUCGCGGAGACGUCCAUCACCAUCGACGACAUCGUUCACGUGGUCGACGCGGGAACGCAGAAGGAGCAGAACUACGACCCGCGCACAAAGGUCUCGUGUCUGGACACGGUGUGGAUCUCGCGCUCCAACGUCACCCAGCGGCGAGGCCGGGCCGGGCGCUGUCAGCCGGGCCACGCCUACCACCUGUUCUCCCAGGAACGCCUGGAGUCCAUGCCCAGCUUCCCCAUACCCGAGAUCCUGCGUACCCCCCUGGAGAGCCUGGUGGUCCAGGCCAAGGUUCACAGUCCAAACCUCAAGGCGGUAGAUUUUCUCUCCCAGGUGUUAGACAGUCCAGAGAAAGAUGCUGUGAAAGAUGCGGUGCGAACCUUACAAGACAUCGGGGUUCUGGACAGGACGGAGAACCUGACGCCACUCGGCGAGCGCGUGGCGGUCCUGUCAUGUGACCCGCGGCUGGGCAAAGUGCUGGUGCUGGCGUCCAUGUUCCGCUGUGUCAUGCCCAUCCUGUCGGUGGUCGCCUGUCUGACCCGGGACCCCUUCUACAACAGCAUGCAGAACCGAGGUCUGGUCUGUAAGGCCAAAGACGCUCUGAGCGGCUCCGGCCACAGUGACUACCUGGUGCUCAGCCGCGCGGUGCAGGGCUGGAGAAGGGUCCAGCAGGAGGGCGACCGGCAGGACCGGCAGUGCUAUCUGGAGGACUACGUCCUGUCGGGGGCGAGCCUGCGCUUCGUCAACGGUCUAAUCAAUCAGUUCAGUGAGAACCUGUACCAGGCCCAGCUGGUGUCGCGGGCCAGCGAGUGCCAGCGGGCGGCGUCCCUCUACAACCAGCAGAGCCACCAAGACGAGCUGGUCAAGGCCGUGCUGCUGGCUGGCCUCUACCCCAACCUCAUCCAGGUGAAGAAGGGAGUGGUGACCAAAGGAGGCCGUUUCCGUGCCAACGGCCUAGCUUACCGCUCGCAAACUGGACCGGUCAUGCUGCACCGUGCGUCGGUCAACAGGGGGAAGAACCAGCUCCCAAGCCGCUGGCUGACGUUCUUCAGCGCGGUCAAGUCCAGUGACAGCGUGUUCAUCCGGGACUCGUCUACCGUGCACCCGCUCGCCCUCCUGCUGCUCACCGACGGGGACAUCGUCGAGACCGUGCGAGGGCAGCGUGUGGAGGUGUCGUUCCCCGGCCGCUCCCUGGUGCGCUGUGAGCUGCCCGUGGACAGCUGGGAGCUGCUGUGGGAGCUGCGCACGAGCCUGCAGACCAUGCUGCACCGCAACCUCAGCCGGCCCGACGGCCCCCGGGCCGCCGGCGCCGCGGCGCAGGACGCGCAGCUCAUCGACCUGCUGGUGCAGCUGCUGAACCACGACGCCGAGACGCACCCGUUCAGGGGCGAGCACGGCGGGGACGGCGGCGGCGGCAGCAGCGACGGGGACAGUGACAGCGAGGUCGACUGAUUCUAAUGCGGCUUGGCUAUGUUAUUAAAGUUUGAAUGAAGUGUAAGAGUUGGAAAGUGAGAAAGUGUGUGUGUGUGUGUGUGGCAUUGUAUUGUACAGAGAAUGGUUGUUCUUUAACAAAGUGUGACAAUGUUCAUUGCUUAAAUCAUUUGUUACUGUAGUGUGCUGUAUGUGGAGAUUUUUUGGUGGUGCAUAACAAAUCCAGUGUGUACUGCUCUAUUCCUUUUUGUAAAUAUGACCAUGUAUCAAUGAGGUCAGGUUCCUAGUGGUGCGUCGCACCGUGUUUGGAAUCGAUUUGUCGAUGGGCGAUCAUUGUUUUGCUUCGUAAAGCAGAUGUUGCGUUUCACCGUGUGAACGAGAAGUCAUGAAUCUGUCUAAUAAUUUAUUGAGUCGAAAAUUAAAACAUCAGAAGUACGUGUAA
This is a messenger RNA of Gadus macrocephalus (Pacific cod), 4065 nucleotides long. It is a transcript of the gene dhx30, whose product is annotated as DEAH (Asp-Glu-Ala-His) box helicase 30. Lineage: Eukaryota; Metazoa; Chordata; Actinopteri; Gadiformes; Gadidae. The transcript is spliced from 19 exons. Gene Ontology annotation, molecular function: ATP binding; DNA helicase activity; G-quadruplex RNA binding. Bases 18 to 3644 code for a protein of 1208 amino acids. The record is from RefSeq and is a predicted model, not a curated record. Gene Ontology annotation, cellular component: intracellular anatomical structure; nucleus; cytoplasm.